This is a messenger RNA of Girardinichthys multiradiatus, 3679 nucleotides long. RefSeq lists its product as uncharacterized. Gene Ontology annotation, biological process: DNA integration. The record is from RefSeq and is a predicted model, not a curated record. The transcript has 7 exons. The coding region runs from base 1446 to 2729 and encodes 427 amino acids. Gene Ontology annotation, molecular function: nucleic acid binding. Lineage: Eukaryota; Metazoa; Chordata; Actinopteri; Cyprinodontiformes; Goodeidae.
UGAUAAUCGGAGAAACUGCACUCAAUAAUAUCACUCUUUCAUUGUACAGAGAGGUGGGUAGUGUAGCAAAACAAUUGUAGUAAAGUAAGAGUAACAUUACUUCAACAUAUGUUUCUGCAAGCAAAAGUUAAAGGUAGCCAUCCAAUAAAUUACUAAAGUAAGAGUAAAAAGGUAUUCGGUAAAAAUGUUAUGAUUUACUCAGCAUAAAAUCUGAUUUGAAAUGUACAAAUGAUUUAAUCAGAAUGACAAAAUUCUAAAGUUACAUACAAAUUCUGGUUGUUUAAAGACAAAAAUAAAAACAUAUACAAAAUAACAUAAUUACUAAAUAACAAGUUCAGGCAGAACACUUUUGGAAAUAAAAUUUGGAAAUAAAAUUAUUUUUAAAGUAAUACUUAUGCUAUCAAUAUUUACAGUAGCCAAUGUAUAUUUAGUUAGAACAAUGCAAAGUACUUCCAGUUCCAAUAUAUAUUGAUUACUGUAUAUUUACUUGACCUCCAAUUGGCACAUCGAGCACAGCAGAAAGACAAUGACAUUAAAGCAACAAAAUUUGUGUUCAAACAAGAAAUCUCACUUUAACAUCAAAUACAGGUGUGUGUCUCUCUGGUGCAUUUCUGGUUAAAACAGCCUGUCUUUCAUUCAGUAGAGUACCCAGAAAUUUUACUCAAGUAAGAGUAGCGAUACUUCACAGUAACAUCACUCAAGUAAAAGUAGAAAGAACACUGUAGUAAAAGUACUUAAAAGUACUCCUAAUUUAUUUAUUUUUUGUCCAAAACGUUACUGUACCUGAGUAAAUGUAAUUACUACCCACUCCUGAUUAUACUAAAUCUAUUACCAGAGUGUACAUCAAAUGAAAAGUUGAAAUUGACACUAAUCAUACUUUAUACAGAAAAGGUCAUGUCUUUUGAAGCACAAAUUGUUCUGUUGUGACUAUUUAUGUGCAACUUUUUGUGUGUUGUGUCUUCAUCUUCUAUUUUGUUUUCUAGGAGAAUCCCCGUUUUACAUGAAAGGGCAUGGAAAAAAACCCAAAAUAAAAGUGGUCUGUGGUGCCAAAGAAGUAAAUGUUAUUUUGUUGGACUUCAAUGCAAGCCCCUCAGAAGGUCACAGCGGUCAGGAAAAAACACAAGACGCCAUUUCUCAAUGUUUACAUUGGCCUGGAAAGACUCGAGACAUCGAUAAAUGGGUUUCACAACCCUUUGAGUUGAUAGGCAUGGACUUAAUAGGCAAACUAACAAAAACAUCAACUGGAAACCAGUAUGUUUGUGUGAUGGUGGAUUAUUACACUAAGUGGACCCAGGCUUACCCCAUUAAGUCAAAAAAUGCAGAGGAGGUCACAAACCAGAUUCUGAAAUUUGUGUACCAAUUCGAGGCACCAAAACGCAUAUUGACAGACGAAGGGACAGAGUUUGUAAAUGCGGUGAAUUUGUAUUUUAUUAAUAUGAAUAUCCAUGUUUUUAAUAUAUCAUGCAGUACCUCAAUUUAGGGAUUAUCUAUGGUUGCAACAGAUAAACAAGAAUGUCUGUGAGAAACUGGGUAUCACCAGAAGUCUGUGUGCCUCCUACCAUCCCCAGACAAACGGUCUGGUUGAACGAAUAAAUGGCACCAUCCAAAGGUCUCUGAGCAAACCUGUCAGAACAAAACCUGAUACAUGGGAUGACUAUCUGGAUUCAUUAAUGUUUGGACUUAGAACCAAAAAACAGAUGACCACCAAGUUUUCUCCAUACUAUUUGAUGUUUGGAAGGGAAGCUCGCUAUCCCAUCGAGAUCCCAGAAAACUACCAGAUCGACAGCAGGGUGGAGGAAGUAAUCAAGAAGGAGAGAGAUAGCCAGAGUUUUAAGUUGCUUGAUGAUAUCAAAUAUAAAAUAAAUGUGUCCAAAGCUCAAGGCAAGAGUGAGAAGCUAUCAAGUGCUUCCAGUAGGAAAGUCUGCUUAAAUAUUGGACACAGAGUCAUUAAGAAAAAAUGGAGGAAUCAGAAGCACAAGGGUGGAAAGCUUGAGCCAAACAUUCUUGGACCCUUCAUCAUUACAUUUAUCCAGGGGAAAAGUGCUAAAUUUCUUGGAGUAGAUGGAACAGUGUUCAAAAGUAUCCGUGUUGAGCACCUGAAGCACUUUAAACAACAAAAUCCACAAAUUCCCCAAAAAGUUCCAAUUUCUCAUGCAGAAUCUACCACCACCACCUCAGUUCCUACUUCCUCAGCUCCUACCACCUCUGCUCCAACCAUCUCAGCAUCCACUCCUGUUUUUACCACCACAUCAGCUCCCACAUCCUCCACUCCAGCUGCUUCAGUCUCAUCUGCCAGUGUACCAACAGUUUUGGAAAAGGUAUGGAGUGGAACAUUAAAUGACACACAUGUUAUGCUGUCCAAGAUCGGACCGUACAGGUUGUUCUGUUGGGAUUUCGCAAGAAUUGGUCCUGGCCAAGAGCUGGAGAGUGAGGUGAUUAAUGCCUACCUACAGCUAAUGGUGAAAAAAUAUAAUCAGAAGCACCAGGACCAAGCUGCCCUCAUUGACAGCUUUGAGAUGACAUGGAUUUGGAAUGAGAAAAUGUCCAGUUUACAGAUUGAUCCAGAAAAAUAUGGAGUAAUGGUGGGGAUUGUUAAUGAAAGUCACCACUGGAUGCUGGUUGUAAGAAAGCAAAAGCUUCAAUUGAAUACUUUUUUAAAAUUUAGUGUUAACUUUAGGACAACAUAUGCCUGCAUGUGUAAUUAUAGAAAAUUACAAGUAUUUUCAUAGCAUGAAUAAAAUAACUUUGAAGACAGCAAAGAAAAAUACUAGGCUGUUUUUUUUAUUUUAUUCAUAUGAUAAGGUCAUUUAUCCACUGGAACAAAGAACACUCUUCCUUGACCCACUAGGAGAGUCCCAAAGUAAACUAAAUAGGUGCUUGGAGGCAACAAGGUGAGUAAAACAAAAAAUGCAUUUUCUGUUUAAGAUAAAAAAUGCAAUUAUUUUAUGAUUAAAAUGUUUUAUUAAGAUUUUAUCUACUCACUAAGAGAAUUUAUGAGGCUGAACGGAUUGAAGGUGUCAAGAUGGACGUGCCACAGUGUUCCACAUGCAGUCCAACAAGACAGCGUGUCUUGUGGUGUGUUUGCACUGAAAGUAAAUACAUUUUUCAACAGAAAGUUUCACUUCAAUUGGAUUCUUUCUGUACUGUAAUAACAAUAACAACGUGUGGCAUUUCAGAUGGUAUUAUUUUGUUGGCAUACAUUUUUUCAAGCUUUCUAUGGAAAGGUUUUAACAUAACCUUAAUGUUUUUGAAACCAUGAUUUUCAACAAGAAUUUGUGCAAAUACCUAAACAUGAAUUAACCUCUGAAGGGAACUAAAGUGUUAGAGUUGUUUUAAAGUUACUUAUGUACUCUUAUUAGAAACACAGGAAAAAAGAUAUGUGACUGUCUUUAAUGGCCCUUGUUGCUGAUGCACCUUCACAGGAUUAGAUUUCAUCUAACCUGCUGACCACACUGUUCAUCCCAGUUAAACACAUAAACUUCACUGAUAACAGGGUAGGCCACGCUCCACUAUUUGUAACGGACGGCGACUGUAGCGAUGGUUGUAGGGGUUCGCCCUGUAACCUGUGGGGUGCCGGUUCGAAGCUCUGUCUCUCUCAGUCGUUGUGUCCUUGGGCAAGACACUUCAUCCUUCUUGCCUGCUUCUGGUGGUCAGAAGGGUCAGCUGUGGCUACUGUGUA